Molecule: messenger RNA, 2545 nt
Organism: Neltuma alba
Lineage: Eukaryota; Viridiplantae; Streptophyta; Magnoliopsida; Fabales; Fabaceae
Product: pentatricopeptide repeat-containing protein At5g10690
Exons: 12
Coding region: 161-1957 (598 amino acids)
Molecular function (GO): protein binding
Source: RefSeq, a predicted model, not a curated record
GAUAUCAUUUCGACCACCUGGUGUGAGUGGUGUCUGGAAGCUCCACCCGCCUUCGUUGUAUUUUAUCCUGUCGGAGCUUUUCCUUCCUGCACUGUAUUCCAUGGCCGAUGGGUAGUCAGCUUCUUCUUGGUAUCAUUCGACCUCCACGCUGCUACCAACAAUGCUCGAAAUUCACAUUCUCUCGUACUUCACUCCACUUCGAUCUAACUCGAAGCCGCUUUCUUCCUUUCUUAUUGCCUCUUCUUCUUGUUCUGCUCCAACUCGGCGUCGCUUGAAGAGCACCGCUAAUCCGCGUAAAAAGAACCUUAAGUGCCUUACUUCUCGCAUCGUUCAACUCACCCGCCGAAGGCAGCUUCACCAGAUUUUUGAAGAGAUUGAAAUUGCCAAGAAACGUUAUGGGAAGCUGAACACGAUUGUCAUGAACGCGGUAAUGGAGGCCUGUGUUCAUUGCGGCGAUAUUGAUUCAGCUCUUAGGGUAUUUAAUGAUAUGACGAAACCGCGGAGCUGUGGCGUGGAUGCAGUCACGUAUGCCACGCUUUUGAAGGGAUUAGGCGAGCUGCGCAAAGUUGAUGACGCCUUCCAGUUGCUUGAGUCCGUGGAAAAAGGUACCGCACCUGGAAAUCCAAAGCUGUCAGCAUCAUUGAUCUUUGGUCUGCUAAAUGCCAUAAUCGAAGCAGGGGACUUACGUCGUGCGAAUGGCCUCCUUGCUCGUUAUGGUUACGUACUUCGUGAAGGUGGCAGUUUCUCAGUCUCAGUAUACAACUUACUCAUAAAGGGGUAUAUCACCGCUGGUUUUCCUUUAGAUGCUGUAAACUUGCACAAUGAAAUGUUGCGUCAUGGAAUGAAGCCUGACAGGCUCACCUACAACACUCUUAUAUUAGCAUGUGUCAAGAGUCAAAACAUGGAUACUGCAGUGCAAUUUUUUGAAAACAUGAAGGAUGAAGCACAGAAAUCCACCCACAAUGACGUUUUGCCUGAUAUUGUCACAUAUUCAACACUGCUCAAGGGUUUUGGGCAGGCCAAAGAUCUCUCGUCAGUCCUGAAAAUAGUGCUGGAAAUGAAAUCAUGUCAGGAAUUGUAUAUUGAUCGAACAGCUUACACUGCAAUAAUUGAUGCUUUGUUAAAGUGUGGCUCAAUUAAGGGUGCUCUAUGCAUCUUUGGAGAAAUUCUGAAGCUGGCUGGUUGGAAUCCAGAGUUGAGGCCCAAGCCUCACCUUUAUCUUUCCAUGAUGCGUGCUUUUGCUUCUAGAGGAGAUUACAAUGUAGUCAGAAACUUGCACAGGCGGCUUUUGCCAGAUUCUGCAGGAACUAUCUUGCCAGUUGCCCAGGAAGAAGCUGAUCAUCUUCUCAUGGAAGCAGCACUGAAUAGUGGUCAGGUUGAUGUUGCCAUUGGAACUCUUGUUAAUAUCGCUUCAAAAGGGAAGGGUAUAUCAUGGACAAGUCGUGGAGGCAUGGUGACAUUGCGCAUUGAGGCCACAUUGGGAUUCUCAAAAUCCAUAUUCAGUCCUUACCUUCUUCCACAGGUUUCACCUGCUGAACCAGUUGAGAGAUUCAUGUUGCCAUUUGAAGCAGCAGGACCACUUCAAGGCACUGUACAAUUGAAGGAAGUGGUUAUGCGUUUCUUUGAUGAUGCAGUUGUUCCAAUAGUAGAUGACUGGGGCAGCUGUAUAGGAUUGGUGCACCGUGAAGACUGCACUCAGCUGGACUUGAAUGCUUCAAUUUCAACAAUGAUGAGAAGCCCACCUCCUACUGUUACAACUACAACAUCAGUCGGUCAUGUUGUAGAUUUGAUUUUGGAAAAGGGUUACCCAAUUGUUAUCAUUGUAAAGUACACUAGCCCAUACGGUACUGCAUACAACUCAAGGGCAGUUGGAGUUUUUACAUUACAGCAAUUGUAUAGUCUUGUCACACCUUCAUUUGAAUCACUAGGGCCAAAACUUUCAAUCUUUAGAAGAUAAUAGUGAUAUACCAUUUUUAGGUGUUUCAGAAUGUUAUCUUGCUUUCUCUCUACACAGUUUUGUCCAUGGGGACCAGAUUGAGGGGCCCCUGUAAGGGUUCUAUUUGGAGAGUUGAAAGAGGAGGAGAAAGAAGGGUGGCGGAGGAAGUGAUAGAAAGUAGGCCUGCAAAAGCCCUCAAAGUUGGUGAUGUUAUUUGUUGAACCCGGGCCGUUGUAUACAUAUGGAAGGAAAAAGCCCAAUAUGUGAUAGUGGGCUAAGUGCGUAGCUGAGGGUAACUGUGGAAAGGAGAUUUAGGAGUUAGUUACGCAGGGUAUUUGUUGUCAGGGAGGUCGUUGAGAAGGGGCAUGCAAAUGGUUAGAGUGUUGUGAGGAGUGUGGUGCUCUCGAAUGCACUAGGCUACGGGUUCCCUUCUGGUUGUUUUCCAUUAGGUUAUACCCUGUGGAUUGUUACUUUUCAGUGAAUAAUACAAGUUGCCGGAGUCAUUUCCAUCAUUAUUAAACGGACGCUAGAGGAUUUUCGGGGUUUUGCCCUCCUUGGAUUCUGCUUCUGAAGCUUCCAAAUAUGAAAGCUACCUUUACCUCCCUUUUC